This is a messenger RNA of Funneliformis caledonium, 124 nucleotides long. NCBI's taxonomy places the organism in Eukaryota, Fungi, Glomeromycota, Glomeromycetes, Glomerales, Glomeraceae. The record is from the annotation of a GenBank genome assembly.
AUCGAAGCAUUAGGUAUAUUGGAAUUAGCACGGACAUUGCAGACUAUUCACGAGCUUAACCAAUAUAUUAAUACAAAUAGUAAGAAUACUACGGAAUCUACAAAAUCUGAUGAAGGAAUCAUUG